This is a messenger RNA of Daphnia pulicaria, 2976 nucleotides long. RefSeq names its product diacylglycerol lipase-beta-like. Gene Ontology annotation, biological process: lipid metabolic process. NCBI's taxonomy places the organism in Eukaryota, Metazoa, Arthropoda, Branchiopoda, Diplostraca, Daphniidae. The transcript has 11 exons. Bases 303 to 2543 code for a protein of 746 amino acids. The record is from RefSeq and is a predicted model, not a curated record.
UCUUGACUUUUAGAUUUUCUCAUUAUUUUACCUUUUGAAAUUAAAAAAAUUUCUAUUUUAUUAUCGACUACUUACUUUGGAACGGUUCGGUGAAAAGUCCUCGCAGAUCGCAGCAGACGCUUGUUAUUUUUAGUAGGAAGUGUCAAAGUCGAAUUGGUGCAAAGACGUUGAUGACUGUAUACGAAAAACGGAAAUCUCUGUCUUGUUAUCGAUAUUCUCUCUUGUAUAAGCCGUAGAUCGAAAGGAGAAUGCGUCGCUGACACACUUGUUAAUCCUUAUACUCAACACAACCUUAAAACAUUAUGCCUGGACUGGUUGCCUUUGGUCGAAGAUGGGAAGUUGCAUCGGAUGAUUUAGUUUUUCCAUGUCUUGUGGAGAGCUUCAUGCGAAUGAUUUGGUUUAUUGUCACUGUUGUUAUAUGGAUGUACCAUGCCCCUUACCUAAACUGUGAGGAUGGGCAAAUGUUACAGAUGUACCUUGGUGGUGUGCUUUUUAUUUUGGUCAUCAUCUUGAUGGCCAACGCCUUCCUCAUCAAGCACAGCAUGAGAGGAGCCAUCAUGGAUGUAAGGGCCAGGAAAAAUGUCCCUACUAUUCUAUACAUCAGAAUAAUUUUAGGUGUUCCAGAAAUGGCUUGGACAGUUGUUGGAUCAGUAGGAGUGUUUAGCACCAAAGACAGUUGCAUCACAUCAGAAAUGACUCUUCGCGUAGUGCAAGGAUUAGUCAUCUUUAACUGGAUCUUGGUUGUCCUCUUCUUUAUUGGGGUGAUGAUGGUCUUUGAUCCUUUGGGGCAUCAUCACACCGCCAUCAUCAGCAGCGAAACCGUCGACAUUGUCGAUGCCCGUUCGCCAUUCGAAGUUGGUUUCGAGCAGAGAACGAGAAUAUGGGAAUGGCGCUGCAAAUUUCUCUGUUGCUCAUGCUGUUCAAGUGCGUGCUGUUCACGUUCAGGUGACAACGCAAGUGUCAACGACGCUUUCGGUGACGUGGCCGAAGUGCUGACUACUCUUUUCCACGACCUGGAUCUGGUCCCAUCUGACAUCGCAGCUGGCCUUCUGCUGCUCCACUUGCGAACGAAGCGCGGGCGGGAGGAGCUGCGCCUUCGUCGGAUGAGUCAAGUCCGGCGCCCCAUCACCGAAGCGCCACGUUCGUCUGCCAAUAACGUUCUGACUUCCAGUCCGACGGCCGACGCGGCGUCCCGAGCCGAAUUCAGCCCUUCGGCCUUGUCCGUCCCGCCUUCGGCGGCCUGCAGUCCCAAUGUCGUCACUGGAACUCUCCAUCAUCUGGGAAGCAUCAUGGAGGAGUCUCCGUUAGCCGUCCACCGCUCCCACGAAGCUUACGACUGGAUGAAUCCAUUCACGGCUCACAUUUACAUGAAAUACGCACUGGGAUCCUACGGCUGGAUGUGGUAUCUGGCAGGAGGUUGCUGGGAGGGUCUCUGCACUCUCAAAAAGGAGCUCGUUUGUUUCUCUUGCGUUCGACGACGUUCUUCAAGGCAAAUGGAUGAUAAUUGUUGCCACUGUAAUUUGGCGGCUCUCAAAACGGUGACCCAACUUCAAGAAAAGGACAUUAUUUGUGUUUCGUUUCACAAUAGUAUUUACGAAGUUCCUUACUUUGUCGCAUUAGACCACCAAACAUCGUCGAUUGUGGUGGCUAUCCGAGGAACGCUGUCGGGCCACGACGCUCUAACGGAUCUGGCCGCCAUGACUGAUCCGAUUUCAGUCGAAGGACUACCUGUUGGUUGGACCGCCCAUCGGGGCAUGUUGCAGUCGGCCAACUUUGUCCUGCGUCAACUCGAGAGCAAAGAAAUCCUGAAACAGACUUUUGCCCAGUAUCCAAACUACCACCUCGUUAUCACGGGUCACUCUUUGGGUGCUGGAGCAGCGGUGUUGCUCUCGAUUUUGCUCAAACCUUCUUACCCGAAAGUGCGCUGUUUCUCCUUUUCCCCGCCUGGCGGACUCCUUUCCAUGGCUGCUGCCCGUUUCACAGAGACUUUCUGUAUGUCCGUCAUAAUUGGUGAUGACCUGGUACCUCGACUCAGUCUGGCCACGUUAGAUUCACUCAAACGACAGAUGAUUGCCGAACUAGAAGGUUGUCGCCAUCCAAAGUACCGCAUUUUCCUUCGUGGCUGUUGGGAGGUCGUCUUUGGAAGGGCCAACAAUUACCACCAACCUGAAACUACUCAUCCGCUCCUUAGCGAGACGCCGAACAAUAAUUUGUCCUAUCAGGACUCGUUUAGCGAACAACAACAACCACCACCUCGUUUUCAAUCACCCACUAAUCGCUCAUGUUCAGUCGAUGUCACCCAACAAUUGUACCUGCCAGGCCGGAUUUUGCAAGUGGAAGAACGGGAACCUGUUGAUUCGGGAACCUACAUGCAUCCGACCAUGUAUGAGGCGCGCUGGAUGCAGCGUGAGGACUACAACCAGAUUUUGGUUACUCCGCGGAUGUUGAAGGACCACACGCCGGAUUCAGUUUGCCGAAUUCUUCGAGGCUUGUCCAACCAGUACGAAUCUUCCUUGAGUGCCGUCGAAACACACGAGGCUUGAACGGCCCACGUGUACAACUGCACCUACGUCAUCCGGGUUAACCUUCUGUCCACCUUGAAUUAAGCUACCGUAAUUUAGUCACCUUUUCCUUUGAAAAUUGUGUUGAACCAUUCCAAUUAUUGUUGUUAUCUCAUUACUAAUUUGUCAAUGUCCAAAAUAGUCUUAAUUGCCUUCACUAGUUUAUUUUUUUUUGUAAAGAUAUGAUAUGCUACCAGAUGUACGUUAUCUGGUACAUGGGUUAUCAUAGAUCUGAAUCUACUAUAUAUAACAUGAAAUAUGCCUUUUUUUCCUUCCAGCUUUUAAAAAUCGGGCUUACGUAGCAAAAACUUUAACCUGUCUAUUUUUGUUUGAAAAACAGGGUUCAAGACUGUGCUAGACUUUGUUAUAAUUGCCAAAUGAUCCUGUCAAUAUAAAAUGAAUCUAUUCGCUGGGA